UACCCGGACUCAGUUUUGUUUAAACGCUGGGGUGCAGAUUUAAGUGAAGAGGAGCAAACUGUUGCACAGAAUUUGUUCUUAAGUUAUGGGUAUAAUGUUUAUCUCAGUGAUCAUCUACCUCUAGACCGACCUAUCAGAGACACCAGAUCUCCCAGCUGUAAAAUGAAAACAUAUCCGAAAGACCUUCCAACACUCAGUGUUGUACUCAUAUUUAUAAAUGAAGCACUGUCAAUCAUCUUACGUGCAAUUACUAGUAUAAUUAACCGAACACCUUCUCAUUUAUUGAAAGAAAUCAUCCUGAUAGAUGAUUACAGUUCAAAUGAUGAUCUGAAAGAACCUUUGGAAACACACAUCAAAAAUUACAAUGCAAAAUAUCCUGGACUGCUGAAGAUCAUCAGACAUCAGAAAAGACAAGGCCUAACGCAAGCCCGGAUUUCUGGCUGGGAGGCAUCAACUGCAGAUGUUGUUGCAAUUUUGGAUGCCCAUAUUGAAGUGAACACAGCAUGGGCUGAGCCUAUUUUGUCACGAAUAAAAGAAGAUCGCACUGUUAUAAUAUCACCAGUAUUUGACAAUAUUCGGUUUGAUGACUUUGAGCUUCUUCAGUAUUCAGUGGCUGCAGAUGGAUUUGACUGGGGGCUCUGGUGCCUUUAUGAACCUUUACCAGCUGAAUGGUAUGCUCUUAAAGACGAAACAGCUCCAGUCAGGAGCCCAUCUAUAAUGGGGAUUCUUGCUGCAGAUAGGAAAUUUCUGGGUGAGAUUGGUGUACUGGACGGUGGAAUGCACAUAUAUGGCGGAGAAAACGUGGAACUUGGCCUGAGGGCCUGGCAGUGUGGAGGUAAAGUAGAAGUGCUGCCCUGUUCAAGAAUCGCUCAUUUGGAAAGAGCUCACAAGCCUUACUUGCUAGACUUCAGCAUCGCGGUGAAACGCAACGCCUUGAGGGUAGCUGAAGUGUGGAUGGAUGACUACAAGUACAUGGUCUACUUUGCAUGGAAUCUUCCAAUUGAGAAUCAUGGAAUAGACUUCGGAGAUGUUUCUUCCAGAAAAGAGCUAAGGAAAAAACUGAACUGUAAAGGCUUUGACUGGUACAUAAAAAACAUUUACCCUAAUUUAGUAUUUCUUCCCAACAUUGUUGGCUAUGGAACAAUGAAAAACACGUUGAAAGAAGACAUCUGUAUUGAUCAAGGCCCUGUCCCUGGAAACACGCCGAUUAUGUAUCCUUGUCAUGCAUACUCACCACAGCACAUCUUUUUUCACAGCACUGGAGAAAUGUAUGUAGGAGGUUUACGUGCCCGACGGAAUACAGUUGAUAGAUGCCUAACAGACCCUGGGAAUGGGGACCUGCCAGUUUUAGAGCAAUGUAACAUAGCUGUGAAUAAAGGCCUGAACUUGUACUGGGAUUUUAAGCAGGGAUCAGCUGUAAUCAACAGAAGCACUAAAAGAUGCCUCGAAAUUGUAGAAGACAAUGCAGUUUCAUACAGACUUGUUAUGCAGACCUGCACAGGACAAAGGUGGAAUAUCCAACACACAGUUAAGGACUGGGGAAAGAUAAAAGACCUGGAAGAGAAGACACAGAACUCAAUGCAUUGACUAGAGGACAUUUCUCUUUGAGAAUUACUACAUUCGUAAUGCAGCACUGAAAGCAAUGAUUUCAAGAGUUGGUUUACAUGGGAUUUUACAAUGUAGUAGUUAUUGCAGGAGCUUUGAGCUACUCACGCACAGGUGCAAGUUCAUCUCCUCACAUUCUUGGGCCAUCACCCCCCUGAGCUUCCUCAGUUAGGAGAAGGAUUGUCUUUGCUCUCUUUUAUUAUCACUGGAGAGAAGCAGUUAUGUCUGAGUCUUUAAACCCACCUGAGUUCCUUACAUUGCCUUUUGGAAGUGCCUAUCUCUUGCUCAUUAAUGAAAGACCGGUGUAAGGUCUCUAACUUUGGCAUUUUGAUUAGAUAUGAAAAUUCAGAAGAAACGAAAGUUAGUGACUUCCUCUUGUACACAGAGUUUAUCUCAGGCUGAAUUGGAACAUUUUUCUUGGCUUGUGUCAUAUAAAUAAUGCAAAACUUCUUGUCGAGAUAUGCUCAUGCUAGUGGGUGAAAUGAAAUAUAUCCUUGUUCUUCUGUCCCUUUAAUUUCCCUGGACAUGAUUUAGUUUCUCAGUAAAGUUUAAUAGAUUCAACCAUGUGCCACACUAAGGCUGUUUUGUUUUUACCCACGUGAAGUUGGUUCAUGCUAGCCAGCCGAUGACAUGGACAAAUUCCACUUGGAAACCAGGGAAUUCAACUCAGUGGUUUCCACAAAUAAUGCAAGGCCAAUGCAAUAGCAUAGGUCUGUCGAAGAAACGGAGUAAAAUACGGCAUGAGUUGCUAAUGGGAGGCAACUUCCAGUAGACAAAAUAUGAGUUCUUGUAGAAAUAGGCUUAGGUGGAACUGGCUGUCAUACUUCUUAGAGUAAACACUCCAAGGACCUACAUUUAUUUG
Messenger RNA from Grus americana (Whooping crane), 2467 nucleotides. It is a transcript of the gene GALNT8, whose product is annotated as polypeptide N-acetylgalactosaminyltransferase 8. Lineage: Eukaryota; Metazoa; Chordata; Aves; Gruiformes; Gruidae. Gene Ontology annotation, cellular component: Golgi apparatus. The record is from RefSeq and is a predicted model, not a curated record. The transcript is spliced from 10 exons. The annotation marks the transcript as partial.